Molecule: messenger RNA, 2248 nt
Organism: Owenia fusiformis
Lineage: Eukaryota; Metazoa; Annelida; Polychaeta; Sabellida; Oweniidae
Source: the annotation of a GenBank genome assembly
GUAUUUUCCAUUACAUUUAUGUAUGGUAUCAUGUUAUAUUCUAUCACAAUUAAUGCGUUAAUCAAUCGUUUGUCUUGUGAUGAUUAGUGUGUAGCGGAGCGAUAUAUUUUCUACUACGGUAAAGGAGUCAUUUCCCGCCAGAAUCCUACGCAUCGUAUACAUUGUAAUACCUUCAGUUGUAAAACGUCAAAAUUUGUCAACAAAAAGAGGAUAGUAGAGGCCAAAAUUUACAAGGUCUUUGCAAAACACCUAAAACUUCAAUAUGAAGAUGGCUAUAUACCAGCGAGGCCUUGAGAAAAGGCGUCUAAGUGGAGUAUACGACAGCGAAAAUAACUCGUUCCAAACAGAAAUCGGAAGCUCCCCUCCCUCAUCCCCUGGAUCACAAUCUGAGAAUGCACCCCCAGAAACUGAUAAACGUCUUCGUCGGGAGAUUGCUAACAGCAACGAACGUCGUAGAAUGCAGAGCAUCAACAGCGGUUUCCAGACUCUCAAGGGUGUGAUACCCCAUCAAGAUGGCGAAAAAUUGAGCAAGGCUGCUAUUCUACAACAGACCUCAGAAUUUAUCCAAACUUUGGUGCGUGAAAAGGAACGUUUGAUUUCCCAGAAUGCAUCACUGAAACAGAUGCUGACUGAUUUGUCUGUGCGGCAUGGCGAUCUGGAUAGCCAUCCGGGGUCACCACCUGCGAAACGGAAAAAAAGAGAUACUGAAUCGUCAGAUGAGGGAAUUGGAUUAACCGAGCGCGAUGACUAUGAUGACAUUAAGAAAGAAAUCCUUGAAUUGCGUAGUGAGCUCCAAAAAGAACGCCAACUCCGUCAUUUAGCCGAAGAAAAAAUGCUUGAUAUGCUCGAAGUUCAAAAAUUCCAAAAUUCAGUUGUUCCCUCGAAGGUUCCAGCGUCACCGCUCGCUCCAUCAGAUCCGGCACCCGUUAGCCCUGUUCACACGUCACCAUUGGCCAAAAGAGAAAGUAGCACUUGUUACGCACCACCUGUUGUACCAAGAAGGCAUUCGAUGGAAGAAACAACACGUCCUGAGACUGUUGCCAUGCCGACCAUUGUAGAACCGGUACCUCCUCCAAGACCAAGUGUUGUCAUGACAACGAUGCAACCUGUCCCAUUACCAGCGGUAACUCAAGAGCAACAACACCCCUACAAUCUAAAUAGCUCGAUGUCACGUCGUAACCUGGAAACAAUUGUAGAAGCAAUCCGCCAUCUUGAAGGCGACGCUGUUUUAGAGGAUGCACCAGCAGCUGCAAAACCAAUUAGCCCACUGAGGAGAGAAGACUCAUAUUCAGGGGAAGAAUCAAAGUGUGAAAGUAGUUCCGGAGCCGAUUCUCCCCCAUAUUCAAUAAACAUUCAGGCAUCUGCCAUAAAACAGGAGCUCCCAAGCCACAAGUAUCCCAUCACAAUGCAGGUCCUUCAUAGACCCACAAUUCCACCAUUUUAUCACCUCCCUCACACCCCUAUACAGUUAGUGCAGAAGUUAUAACACCCAGUGACCGCUUUCUGGCACCCUUGAUAUACAAUUCACAGUGCAAUCUCCUAACCCAAUCUUGGCGGUAGCGGACAGUCGAACGCACAAAUUAUUUAUCCGCUGAGGUUGGCAACAUGCCCGUGGCUUAUGAGUCACACUAAUCCCCUAGCCCAGUGAUCAGCCGUCAUAUCAUCCUACAACCAUUCACUUCACCAUUAGUAUCAUUGCCAUGGUUACAAAGCAUGUAAAGAAUUGUUAUGGAAAUGUUUGUAAAUAUUUGUGAACUACAACUUAUCAUUUCCUGUUAAUAUUUUAAAUUAAUAUAUUAUGUGGGUGCAUAACCGACAGAGUGUUGCCAUAAGCUAAAAGAAAGCCUUUAGCGUUAUAUACAAAGAGGUUAUUGGGUUUGUUAAAAAUGCCAAGGCUAUAAAAUUCUUGCCCAAAUUGGUCGAGCCUAUAUUUGACUUAAACAAGACAUUGUUUGUUAUGUACCUACUGGGAAUUCUGUCAAAUGUCCACUUGUGGGCAGUAAUGCACACUUGGUUGGCAAUAAUGCACACUUAGUGGGCAAUAAUACACAAUUGGUGGGCAGUAAUGCACACUUGGUUGGCAAUAAUGCACACUUGGUGGGCAAUAAUACACACUUGGUGGGCAAUAAUGCACACUUGGUGGGCAAUAAUGCACACUUGGUGGACAAUGAUGCACACUUGGUGGGCAGUAAUGCACACUUGGUUGGCAAUAAUGCACACUUGGUGGGCAAUAAUACACACUUGGUGG